This is a messenger RNA of Contarinia nasturtii (swede midge), 2791 nucleotides long. RefSeq lists its product as uncharacterized. Lineage: Eukaryota; Metazoa; Arthropoda; Insecta; Diptera; Cecidomyiidae. The record is from RefSeq and is a predicted model, not a curated record. Gene Ontology annotation, molecular function: nucleic acid binding; nucleotide binding. The transcript is spliced from 2 exons. The coding region runs from base 22 to 2730 and encodes 902 amino acids.
ACAAACGAGUGUAGCAUUGAAAUGCCCGAUCAAACAUGGAAAUGGAUGAAAUUUAACAACUAUAAACAUCAGCUGAAAGCACCAUUUGUUGUUUACGCUGAUACUGAAGCGUAUCUGAAGGAGCUCAGCAUGGAAUAUCAAAAACGCAUAUUUAGUGAGGAAUGUGCAACUACCGCAUAUCAGCAGCAUCAUAUGUACAGCGUUGGAUAUUACUUUAAAUGUGAAUUUGACGAUUCAUUUUCAUAUUACCGAAGUAGCGGCAAUCGUACCGAUAGCGUCGAAUGGUUCAUCACAGAAUUGAAGGAAAUCGCUCAUGGAGUUGCAAGGCUAUUUGAUGAAAACACAACAAUGCUACCGUUAACUAAAGUUGAGAGACAUGCAUUCCACGAUCCAAAUGCAUUAUGUGCAAUUUGUGGUGAUAUUUUUGGAGCAAAUGAUAUUAGAGUACAUGAUCACUGCCAUCUCACCGGCCGAUAUAGAGGUCCAGCCCAUCAAUCAUGCAACUUACAGUUCCAAGAUAGCCACAUUAUACCCGUUAUUAUGCACAAUUUGUCGGGUUACGACUCACAUUUAUUUAUAAAAGAGUUGGCAGCAAAUAAUAUUAUAAAUGGAGAUGUUUCAAUUAUUCCAGCUAAUGCGGAACAAUACAUCGCUUUCACGAAAGUAGUGACAGGGAGCACACGUGGGCUCAAUACGAGAGAAAACGUAAAAUUUAAAUUCAUUGAUUCAUGUCGAUUCAUGCCUACAUCUCUAGCUGAAUUAGCAUCACUACUACCAGCAGAUAAAAAACAAAUAUUGUAUAAUGAAUCUGAGAAAAAUGGCUACACACCAGAACAAAUCGCUAUGCUUGAACGUAAAGGAGUUUUUCCUUAUGAAUAUGUGAGCGGUAUGGAACAGCUGAAGGAGACAAAUCUACCAUCAAAAGCAUAUUUUUACAGCAAACUUAGUGGAGAAGGAAUAUCGGAUGACGAUUACCAAUUUGCUCACGAUAUCUGGCGGAAGUUCAACUGUAAAACGCUCGGAGACUAUUCUGAACUGUAUCUAAAGACAGAUGUGCUACUGUUGGCCGACGUAUUUGAAAAUUUCCGAAAUACAUGCCAUACAAUUUAUAGUUUGGAUCCUGCAAACUACUAUACAGCUCCAGGUCUUUCGUGGGAUGCCAUGCUCAAAUAUACCGGAGUGAGAAUUGAACUGUUAUCUGAUGUGGAAAUGUUGCUGUUCAUCGAACGUGGAAUUCGCGGUGGCAUAAGUCAGUGCAGUAAACGUCAAGUUAAAGCCAACAAUAAAUAUAUGGGAGAUGUAUACAAUGAUGAGAAACCGUCAAAUUAUUUAAUGUAUUUAGAUGCAAAUAAUCUGUAUGGACACGCAAUGUCGCAGCCAUUACCGCUGAGAGAUUUCAAAUGGAUUGAUGACAACAUUGUAAAGACAUCUUUUUCGAAUGCAGAUAAAAUAGCUAAAUUAGCUGACGAUUCGGAAUAUGGUUAUAUCUUUGAGGUGGAUCUACAAUAUCCAAAAAAUUUACAUGCUACACAUAAUGAUUUUCCAUUUUGUGCUGAAAAGCGAACGCUUCCGCAAGAAGUGUUCGAUAUUAUCGGCAUAAAACCGAAUAAAAUCGAUAAAUUAUUGUUAACGUUAUACGAUAAAGAAAAUUAUAUCAUUCAUUAUCGCAUGCUCAAAUUAGCAUUACAACACGGUCUAGUGUUGAAAAAAGUACAUCGAGUACUUAAAUUCGAACAAAAUUGCUGGCUAAAGCCCUACAUCGAUGUUAACACAAAGCUACGUACGCAAGCUACCAACGACUUUGAAAAGUCGUUUUUUAAAUAUAUGAUAAACUCCGUUUUUGGUAAAACGAUGGAGAAUCUGCGUUUACGUGCAGAUAUCAAACUUGUCAACAAGUGGGGUGGGCGAUGUGGUGCAGGCAUGUUAAUUGCUCGACCAAAUUUCAAGAAAUUCAAAAUUAUCGAUGAAGAUUUAGCAGUAAUUGAGUUACAAAAAACACAUAUUAAAAUGAAUAAACCAAUAAUUAUCGGUAUGUCCAUCUUAGACAUAUCGAAAAUAACGAUGUACAGUUUUCUGUACGACUUUUUAAAACCUGAAUAUGUAAAAAAUUGUACGGUUGCCUAUACAGACACCGACUCUUUCAUACUUUCAAUUCAAACGGAUGAUUUCUACAAUGAUAUGAAGCAACAUUUGGAUCGCUACGAUACAAGCGAUUAUCCGGAGAAGAAUGUUUUCAAAAUGCCUCAAAGGAAUAAAAAAGUGCCCGGUCUUUUUAAAGACGAAUUAAACGGAGAGAUUUUAGCAGAAUUUGUCGGUCUACGCGCAAAAUGCUACGCUGUACUACCGUUUACAGUUAAAAUGAGAAAGUGUGAAUGUCCAGAAAGAUCUGUCGCACCUCGCGUUAUAACAGAUAGUGACUAUGUUGACUGCAUCGAAAAGAAUUGUAACAUCGAUAAAAAAUCUAAAGUUAUUAAAAAGUCUAAGGGUAUCAAAAAGAAUAUAGUGAAACGUAGAAUUGCAUUUAGCGAUUAUGUUGACUGUAUCGAGAAAAAUUGUAAUAUUUCACGUGAACAGCAUAACCUUCGCUCGAAAUCACAUCGAAUAUUCACAAUUAAACAGAAAAAAAUUGCCUUAAAUCCGUUCGACGAUAAGCGUUACCUUAUUCGUUCGAAUGGUAUUAAUACACUAGCUUGGGGCCAUCAUGAAAUUAGUGGAAUUGAGAAAAAUUAAUGUGAGGUGAAACGAGAAUUUUCAUAUAAUUUUAAGCAAAAAUAGUAAUUAAUAUACAAAA